AUGAAAUAUGGGAAAUAUCUUGCAUCAAGACAAUUAGAAUUACCAGAGUAUUCAGGUCAUUUCAUAGAUUACAAGGCAUUAAAGAAGUUGAUAAAACAAUUAGCAUUACCAGCAAAUCAUAGUAAUCAUAGUUCAAUAAGUUUAUCCUCAACAAGCACAACUACAAAUGGAGAAGUUCUAAAUUCAGAAAUACAACAAUCUUUAAAAGAGAAUAAAGCUACUUUCUUCUUCAGAGUUGAAAGAGAAUUAGAUAAAGUCAACUCUUUCUAUUUAGAAAAACAAGCUAAUUUAUCUAUCAAUUUAAAUUUAUUAGUAUUGAAAAGAAAUGAACUUUUCACCAAAUCUUAUGAAUAUUUAAAUCAACAUCAUUUGAAUAAUAACAAUGGACAAAAACAAAAUUCUAACGUCAUUGAUUCUUCAAUUAACUCAAAUUUUAAAAAUUCCAUUUCAUUUUUAAACUUAUAUCAAAAUUUUAAAAAGAUUCAUCAAGAUUUAAUAAGGUUACAACAAUUCAUAGAGUUAAAUGAAACUGGAUUUUCUAAAGUAGUGAAAAAAUGGGAUAAAAGAUCAAAGUCACACACAAAGGAGUUGUUUAUAAGUACAGCAGUUAGUGUUCAGCCCGUAUUUCAUAAAAAUGAAAUUAAUGAAUUGAGUGAUUUGGUGACACAAUCAUUAUUUGAUAUUGAAAGUAUAAUGGAUGGAGAUUAUUCAUGUUUAAAUAAUUAUAGCAGUUUAGCACAUAAUGGAACCCCUAUCAAUGAUCCGAAUGUAGGUAGCAACGAUUCACAAAUAAUCACCAGUCCAGAUCAACUGCAGCAACUGCAACAACCACUUUUCAUCAGACAAUCAUCGAUAUCAAACAUUCAAUUAAACAACAGUGAGGUUGAUGAACUAUACUCAAGUUUUGUCAAUGUUGCUACAAUCAAAGAUCCAGAUUUGUCAUUACUAGCUAGAUGGAUUGAUAAAGUUAAUGGAUCACCAAAAUCACCGAAUGAAAAAUUCAAUCCGGAAGUUAAAUAUAAAGUAUCAAAAAUAUUUUUGUUAUCAAUAGCCAAUUUGAAAAUUUCAGAUUCAUUUCUUGAGUCAUUUUUGAAUUCCAUUAACUUUGAUAUUAAUUUUACUUUUGUUAAUGAUGAUUUUAAUAACAAUAAGACCGUUUUACAUGAAUGUUGUUUCAUACCACCAGCUUCAAACCAUGAGAGUCAUGUUGUCAUAAAUAAUGGAGUGAAAGUUAUAAGCUCAAACGAUUCGAUAAAUCAUUCAAGGACAUUCAUUGUUGAAUAUAUUAUGAAGAAUUUAUCACAAGAUGAAAUAAAAGCAUUAUUGAUACGUAAAGAUUUUAAUGGUAGAAAUUGUUUACAUUAUGCAGCACAAAAUAAUAGAGGUGAUUUAUUGGAUAUUAUAAUUGAAUCAUUUCCAAAAGAUCAUAUAGAUGAAGUUGAUAAUGAAUCUAUGUCACCACUACUUCUAGCGAUUAAGCAUGGUCAUUUACAUAUCAUCAAGAGAUUGGUACAAUUUGGAGCAAAUCCGUUCCCAAGAACAAACAAAGAAAUUUUACAAUAUUUACCUAUUAAUUAUGCAUGUAAAUUUGGUGAUUAUAAAACUUUAGAAUACUUACUUUCAAAUGAACCUUCAACCGAAUUAGUCAAAACAUUGGUUAAUCAACAAGAUGUCGAAGGUUUGUUACCAUUACAUGUGGUUUCAAGAGCUGGUCAUUAUAAAUUAAUCAAAUUAUUAAUUCAAUACGGAGCUGAGAUUAAUCAGACAGAUGGAUUUAAUAAAUGGACACCAAUAUUUUAUGCUGCAGCUGAAGGUCAUGUAAAUACAACUCAAGAAUUAGUUAAAUUCGGUGCAAAAUUGGACAUUGUUGAUGAAGAUGGAUAUAAUGUAUUAUAUUAUUGUGUUGUUGAAGGUCAUAUUGGCGUAAUUAAUGAACUUUUAAGCUAUCAUCAGAAAAAUUUUGAUCAGGAGAAGCAAAAUUUAGUGGAUGGAGUUAAUUUAGAUACUGGAAAUUCAAUGGCCAUACUAGAUACAAUUGGAGAUGAUGAUGAUUCAGAUGGAGGAUCGGUUGAUAAAAAUAAUGUUGAUAAUAUUCCAGAUUUACAAUUACCACCACCAAUUUUACCAUUACGUCGUUAUGGUCAUAAUUUUUUGGAACAAAAAGUACUUAUUGAAUUAAUUUUCCCACAAGAUGAUCAAUUAUUUAUUAAUUUAUUUAAUUCUACCACUGAUUUAAAACCUGGUAGAAUCACAUUAACUUCAAAUAUAUCAGAUAUUGUACCAAGAAAUAUAUUAUUACCAUUAGAAGAAAAAAGUAGUAAUAAUAAAUGUGUUUUUCAAACUGAUGUUGAUUCAUUAAAUGAAUUUCGUAUUGAUUUUGAAAUUUUUCCAAAAUUUGGUACAAGAUUAAUUGCUAAAACUACAGCUUUAUCAUUUCAACAUAUUGAUAAAACUUCACCUGAAAUUAGUUCAAUUGAAUUACCAUUAUUUGAUUUAAGAUUAAGAAAUAUUGGACAAUUGAAAUUUAAUUAUCAAAUUAUUUUCCCAUUUUCAGGUACUUUAUUAGAAACUUCAAAAUUUGAUACAUAUUGGAAAUCAUCAACAAGUUUUGUUAAAAAUAAACAAACAUUAAAAUUAAAUGCUGCAGGAGGUUUAUCACCAAACAACUUUUUAUCACCAAAUGCUAAUGCUGCUAUUAAUGCAACAAAUGUUUUAAGUCAUCAACAACUGCAACAACAACAACAGCAACAACCACCAGCACAAUCAGAUAUAGCAUCUAGUUCAUCUAUAGUAACAGCAACUUCAUUAUCUGGUGAAUAUUUAAGAAUUAAAGUUUGUUUAUUAAAUGAUGGAACACCAGUAGUUUGUCCUCAUUGGUCAAUUGCAAUUACUGCAAAUAUUGAUUUGUAUUUACCAAAUUUAUCAUUACAACAAUUAACAUCAAUAACAGAUGAUUUAUUUGAUUAUUCAAAAGUAAUACAUGAUUUAUCAAGAAUGACAGUAAAAGAUAUUGAUUUAAUAAAAAAAUUAUUAAGAAUUAUUUAUUUACCAUUAGAUAUUGUAUUAGAUAUUUUAAGUCCAGAUAUAAAUUUAAAUUUAGAAUUAAUUUUCCCAUCAUUUUAUGAACUUGAGAAAUUACCAUUUAUAAAUAAUAUAUCAAAAAAUUUAAAUAAUUUUAUUGAUUUUACAUUAAAUGAUGUUUUUAAUCAUAUAAAAACAAAAUCUAAAAUUUCAAAAAAUUCAAGAUCAAUAAUUUUUUUAUCAUCAAAUUCUUUAAUUUGUAAAAUUUUAAAUUGGAAACAACCUAAUUUUCCUGUUUUUUUAAUUAUGAAUGGUAUUACAUUUAAUAAUAAGUUAAAAAAAUUUGAACAAAGAUCAACUAAUGGAUUAUUAAUAGAAAAUGAAGACCAUCAAAGUAAUGAUGAUGAUACCAAUACAAAUAAUGAAAAUAUAACAACUUCUUUAAAUAAUUAUCAAGAAUUAAUAAUUAGAUCAAUAAAAGAAGCUGUUAAUUUUACAAUAAGUAAUAAUUUAUUUGGUUUAAUUACAUCAAUUCAUUUAUUAAAUUUAGUUCCAAAAUUAAUUCCUUUAAUUAGAUCAAGAGGUUUAAUUUUAGUUGCAUCAAGUGAUUUAUUAGAUAGUUAUAGUAAUUCUCAUUUAUAUAAUAAUAAUGGUGGUGGUAAUGAUAAUAUUGAAAAUGAUAAUUUAGAAAAUGAAGAUGAAGAAGAAGAAGAUGAAGAAGAAAAAUUAAAAAAAGAAUUACAUAGUUAUACAAAAACUGAAAUUAAUGGUUUAAGAUUUGAUGAUGUAUUAAGUUUUAAAGAAGAUAUCACUAUGUGA
Molecule: messenger RNA, 3840 nt
Organism: Lodderomyces pseudojiufengensis
Lineage: Eukaryota; Fungi; Ascomycota; Pichiomycetes; Serinales; Debaryomycetaceae
Gene: PHO81
Product: Pho81p
Exons: 1
Coding region: 1-3840 (1279 amino acids)
Biological process (GO): lipid metabolic process
Molecular function (GO): protein binding; phosphoric diester hydrolase activity
Source: RefSeq, a predicted model, not a curated record